This is a messenger RNA of Staurois parvus, 727 nucleotides long. The record is from the annotation of a GenBank genome assembly. Lineage: Eukaryota; Metazoa; Chordata; Amphibia; Anura; Ranidae.
GUUGAUGAUAUACAGCAAUAUUUAGAAGGACACAAGGAUCUCUACAAUGACGUCAUGAUGGAUGGAUCCAGUCAUGGGAACCCACCAUAGAGAUGUCCCCGUCCUCUGUAUUCCCGGGAUUCCACACAGGAAGGUCACACCAUCCCUCACCAUCAUCAGAGUUGGAAUCCUCGGGGUAUGAUAAUAUUAUGAAAAGAAGAGUAAAAGAGGAGUAUGAGGAGUAUGGAGUGAUGGAGGAGUUUUCAGAAGGACACAAGGAGAUGAUGGAGCCACCUAAUACCAGGAACCCACCAAGAGAGAUGUCCCCAUCCUCUUAUCCCGGGAUUCCACACAGGAAAAGGACACAAGGAUAUGAUAGGACGCCACCUAAAUACCAGGAACCCACCAGAGAGGAUGUCCCCGUCCUCUGUAUUCCCCUGAUUCCAUACAGGAAAGGUCACACCAUCCCUCACUAUUACAAGCAGUGGAAUCCAAUCGAUAUAGAAUUUGAGGUGAAAUCAGAAGAAGAAGAGGCGUAUGUGAGGGAUGAAUCACAGUCUAUGGAGGAGGAUGGAAUAACGGGACAUUUAUACGAGGAGGACACUCCUACAAUAUCAGCACAGUCCAUGGCCGGGAGAUGAGGAAAACCUCUGAGGAUUGUCUCACUUUGUCUCCAGACUGGAAAGUAGAAGAUGAGGACAUCACACAGUAGUAGUCCAGGAGAAAACCCGGCUCCCCUCCAAUGUCC